AUGGAUUCUGUAAGAGGCCCUAUGAACAACAACUCAGAGAAGUGGUUAUUGGAUUCUAAAUUCUGGCAUGCCUGCGCUGGUGGCAUGGUUCAAAUGCCACACAUCAACUCUAAAGUCUUCUACUUCCCUCAGGGACAUGCUGAGUGCGCCCAUGGGAAAGUAGAUUUUGGGAAUUCUAGAAUUCCUCCACUCAUUCUUUCCAGGAUAUCUGCUAUUAGAUAUAUGGCAGAUCAUGAAACGGAUGAGGUUUAUGCGAAAAUAAAGCUGAUACCAAUAAGAGAGAAUGCUUUUGAUCUUGAGGAUGGGUUUGUGGAAAACAAUGGAACAGUUGAGAAUCCGGAAAAACCCACAUCAUUUGCCAAGACAUUGACCCAAUCUGAUGCUAACAAUGGGGGAGGGUUCUCCGUGCCUCGUUACUGCGCAGAGACUAUCUUCCCACGCUUGGAUUACUCUGCUGAGCCUCCUGUUCAGAACAUUCUUGCAAAGGAUGUGCACGGUGAGACUUGGAAGUUUAGGCAUAUUUAUAGAGGUACUCCUCGUCGUCACCUCUUGACAACAGGAUGGAGUAAUUUUGUGAACCAGAAGAAGCUUGUUGCUGGAGAUUCUAUUGUGUUUUUCAGAGCAGAAAGUGGGGAUCUUUGUGUUGGAAUUAGAAGGGCUAAAAGAGGAAUUGGUGGUGGACCUGAAUACCCUUCUGGAUGGAACCCUGCAGCUGAAAAUUCUGGCUCUCAUUAUGGGGGUUAUUCUGGCUUCCCAAGGGAGAAUGGCAAUAACUUGAUGGAAAGAAAUUCUAGUGGUGAGUGGAGAGGUAAAAUCAGGGCUGAAUAUGUUAUUGAAGCUGCAACUCUUGCUGCCAGUGGCCAACCCUUUGAGGUUGUGUACUAUCCUCGUGCAAGCACACCAGAGUUUUGUGUUAAGGCUACAUCUGUUAGAGCUGCAAUGCAAAUUCAAUGGUGCUCAGGAAUGAGGUUCAAAAUGCCUUUUGAAACUGAGGAUUCUUCUCGGAUAAGCUGGUUCAUGGGAACCAUAUCUUAUGUUCAGGUUGCAGAUCCCAGCCGUUGGCCUGAGUCUCCAUGGCGCCUUCUACAGGUUUCAUGGGACGAGCCAGAUCUGCUCCAAAAUGUGAAACGUGUUAGCCCAUGGUUGGUCGAAUUGGUAUCAAGCAUACCAGCCAUCCAUCUUUCUCCCUUCUCUCCGCCAAGAAAGAAGCUGCGACUUCAACAUAACCCAGACUAUUCCCUUGUUAGCCAACUUCCAAUGCCUUCAGUUUGUAGCAACUUCCUAAAUUCGAGCAACCCCUUAUGUAGUGUAUCAGACAAAAUAUCAGCGGGCAUACAGGGAGCCAGGCAAGCUCAAUUUGGACUAUCUUCAUCAGAUGUCUUCUUCAACAAACUUCAUUCGGGUAUGUUUCCAGUUGGUUUUCAAAAACUUGGUCAUUUUGCCCCUUCCGGAAUCCCUGAGGGCAACUUCAUGCACAUGGCUGAAAGCAAUGAGAAUAUUACUUGUUGUCUGACAAAGGGAAUUCCCUCCCAGAGUUUGAAGGGCAAUGGUGAGAUAAAGACGCCUCACAUAUUUUUGUUUGGUCAGCUAAUUCUUACAGAGCAACAGAUGUCUAAGAGCUCCUCUGGUGAUUGUAGUUCAUCAGAUGGGCAUCCAGAGAAAAAAGGAAAUUGUUCUGAUGGCUCUGGCUCUGCAUUACAUCGCAAUGGUUCAGUGGAAAAUUCAUCUGAUGAAGGGUCUCCCUGGAACAAAGAUCAUCAGAAAAGCAAUGUUAGUUUGGAGACAAGUUAUUGCAAAGUGUUCAUUGAAUCGGGGGAUGUGGGGACCCUUGAUCUCUCUGUCCUUGGAUCAUACAAAGAAUUGUAUGGAAAGUUGGCCGACAUGUUUGGCUUGGAAAAUUCUGAGAUGCUGAGAAAUGUGCUCUACGGGGAUGCAGAAGGUGCUAUUAAACACACUGAAGAUGAACCCUUCAGUGAGUUUUUGAAGACAGCUAGAAGACUUUAUAUGGGCUGA
Messenger RNA from Prunus armeniaca (apricot), 2013 nucleotides. The record is from the annotation of a GenBank genome assembly. Lineage: Eukaryota; Viridiplantae; Streptophyta; Magnoliopsida; Rosales; Rosaceae.